Molecule: messenger RNA, 2275 nt
Organism: Brassica napus (rape)
Lineage: Eukaryota; Viridiplantae; Streptophyta; Magnoliopsida; Brassicales; Brassicaceae
Product: aspartic proteinase nepenthesin-2-like
Exons: 1
Coding region: 428-2068 (546 amino acids)
Biological process (GO): proteolysis
Molecular function (GO): aspartic-type endopeptidase activity
Source: RefSeq, a predicted model, not a curated record
ACAGAAAAAGAACAAAGAACAUGUUUUAUUCGAAGAACCAUUCCACAAACUCCCUUCAUUGUAAUUGUUACCGCUCUUCCUUCCCUUCCAUGUUUGGUCCUUAAGUAUGAAACCGCGUGAAGAAGAAGAAGACUUUGGUCAACAAUUAUCAACUAUUAUUUUAUUUUCCCUAAUCUAACUUCACCAGAUCCUUACUGCUCUUUGCCCUUCUCUCUAACUCUAAGCUCAUUCUCUCUUCUAUUCCUUUUUUUUUUGAUAAUAAACUCUCUUCUAAUUCCUUCAGAAUCAAAUUCUCACAACCUAUCAAAUCUCACCAAAAGUUUAUAUUUUUAUCAAAAAGAAGAAAACUUCUGCAUCUGCACUUUUUUCAUUUCACGACAGAGCUUCACCUUUGUCGGAGAUUUUACCUUCUCAGGCACACCUCCUAAUGUUGUCCAAGCAAAGUUUCAUUCUUUGUCUUGUUUUCUUCUCCAUCACAGCCUUUUCCGGCGACUCCAGAGCCCUCGCCGGGAACAAUGAGCAGAAGAAGAACAUCUCCGGCUUUUCCGGGUUUGACUUCCCGAAUCCGAUGCGCUUCGGUUCCGUUUCUUCUUCCACAAGCGACGACUGCGGUUUCUCAACCCCGGAGAAGAAACCCACCAAGGAAACGACCAGAGAAAACAAAAACAAGACGGUGAAGUUUCACUUAAAGCGCCGACAGGCAACGACCAAGCAAGAAACAGACAAGACAACAACAACAAAUCCAGUUCUUGAGCUCCAAAUCAAAGAUCUCACUAGAAUCCAGAUGCUUCACAUAAGAGUCUUGGAGAAAAAGAACCAAAACACUGUCUCCAAACCUCACAAACAGAACAAGAACAAGAAGAAGGAAGCUGUCACCUCUCCGGUGGUUUCUUCUCCGGUGGAGGAGGAGAAGCCUGGUCAGCUCGUGGCUACUCUCGAGUCCGGUAUGUCUCUCGGUUCAGGCGAGUACUUCAUGGACGUGUUGGUCGGUUCACCACCAAAACACUUCUCCUUGAUCCUCGACACAGGAAGCGACCUAAACUGGAUCCAAUGCUUACCCUGCUACGACUGUUUCCAGCAAAACGGUGCGUUUUACGACCCAACAGCCUCUACCUCUUUCAAGAACAUAACUUGCAACGACCCAAGAUGUAACCUAGUCUCCUCACCCGACCCUCCAAAGCCUUGUAAAUCAGAUAACCAACCGUGUCCUUAUUACUACUGGUACGGAGACAGCUCCAACACUACCGGAGACUUCGCCGUCGAGACUUUCACCGUUAACCUCACCACCAACGGAGGGAGCUCGGAGCUGUAUAACGUUGAGAACAUGAUGUUUGGUUGUGGUCAUUGGAAUAGAGGUCUCUUCCACGGUGCUGCAGGGUUGCUUGGUUUAGGGAGAGGCCCGCUCUCGUUCUCAUCUCAGCUUCAGUCUCUUUAUGGACACUCCUUCUCUUACUGCCUUGUAGAUAGAAACAGCGACGCAAACGUUAGCAGCAAGCUGAUAUUCGGUGAAGACAAGGACUUGCUAAGCCACCCGAAUCUGAACUUCACGUCCUUUGUCGCUGCGAAAGAGAAUCUCGUGGAAACGUUCUACUACGUGCAGAUCAAGUCCAUACUAGUCGCGGGGCAAGCGGUGAACAUACCUGAAGAAACAUGGAACAUCUCAUCGGACGGUGGUGGAGGAACCAUCAUUGAUUCGGGUACAACGUUGAGUUACUUUGCUGAGCCUGCUUAUGAGAUAAUCAAGAACAAGAUUGCUGAGGAAGUGAAAGGGAAGUACCCUGUGUAUAGAGACUUCCCGGUCUUAGACCCUUGCUUCAAUGUCUCUGGUGUAGAUAACGUUCAGCUUCCUGAGCUUGGGAUUGAGUUUGCAGACGGUGCGGUUUGGAACUUCCCGACAGAGAACUCUUACAUAUGGUUGAAUGAGGAUUUGGUCUGCUUGGCGAUUCUUGGAACUCCAAAGUCAGCGUUUUCCAUUAUUGGAAACUAUCAGCAGCAGAACUUUCAUGUACUGUAUGAUACCAAGAGGUCCAGGCUCGGGUUUGCACCCACAAAGUGUGCAGAUAUAUAGUAAACAUUCUUGUUGAUGUAUGCAGCAACUGUACACAAGAAAGGUAGCAACAAGGAAGAACAGAUUCUUUUUCUCUUUAGUAUUUUUUUCAUUCUUUAAGAUAAUUACUUUCCUUAAAUAAUGUAUUGCUGUAGAACAAAGUUCAUAUCUCUCUAAUGUACUGAUUCAACACUCAAUUUCUGAAUACAAGUGUGUUACUGUUGCUUG